Molecule: messenger RNA, 1557 nt
Organism: Exophiala spinifera
Lineage: Eukaryota; Fungi; Ascomycota; Eurotiomycetes; Chaetothyriales; Herpotrichiellaceae
Exons: 1
Coding region: 1-1557 (518 amino acids)
Biological process (GO): ribosomal large subunit biogenesis; rRNA methylation
Cellular component (GO): nucleolus
Molecular function (GO): rRNA (adenine) methyltransferase activity
Source: RefSeq, a predicted model, not a curated record
AUGUUCGCUGUUCCAGGGUGGGAUGUCUCCCCAGCGUCCCUGGUGCAGCAGAAACAAGCUCGCAAGCCAGAACAAGUUCAGUCCACACGAAGUGAUCCCUUGGUAAACAAGAAGCGGAAAAGGAAUGUAUUACAUGAUGAACCGACCUCCAAAAUCAGCGGCGCCGACCUAGAAAGACUUUGGGGUCUGCGCAAGGAUGCAAAGCUGGCACAGAAACCUGACACCGCGAAACCGCAGCCAAGGGCUCAGUCACACCCGAAGAGUAUCACAUCUAAGCCUGAUGCCAAUCAGGCUGUCACCGAAAAUGUGAGAGACAAGGCUCCGUUUAAGAAUGGGACGAAGGAAAAAGGGACAAAAAAGAACAAGGGCGGUGGCAGCAAACAUGAAGACUCUCUGCCACACAAGGAAAUCCAUGUUCAAAGUGGCCCUCCAUCUGUCGAGCAAAGAGGUAGGAAUGACGUUGCUAAAACCCAUGAGCAGGACGAUGACCUUCCUCAGAGCUCGUCCGCAAAGAAUCUCAAUGGAUCCUUGCCAACACGGCCACCGACGGCCAAUCUCACACCUCUCCAGCUCAAGAUGCGUUCCAAAUUGACCUCGGCCCGCUUCCGCCAUCUCAAUGAAACACUAUAUACGACCUCGUCCACCGAUGCCAUGUCCCUCUUUACCAACUCCCCUGACCUAUUCGCUGAGUAUCAUGCCGGAUUCUCUCAACAAGUCAAAGAUUCAUGGCCGCAAAACCCGGUGGACAAAUAUGUCGUCACGAUCAGGACCCGCGGACCGCUCGAUUCGCCAAAAGGAGAUCUCCUCCCACUGCCCCGGCGCAAGACGAAUUCCUGUACGAUUGCCGACCUAGGCUGUGGCGACGCCCCCCUCGCACGAGGCUGUCAUACUCUAGUCAGGAAGUUACACCUCAAAUUUCACAACUACGACCUCCACGCUGCGAAUCCCUUUGUCACAAAGGCCGACAUCUCCUCUCUCCCGCUACGUGAUGGUGAGGCAGACAUUGCCAUUUUUUGUCUCAGCUUAAUGGGCACGAAUUGGCUCUCAUUCGUAGAAGAGGCAUGGCGCAUCCUUCGUGGUGACGGAAAGGGUGAAGUGUGGGUGGCGGAAGUGAAAUCGCGGUUCGGACGAGUCACACGGGGUCCAGGGCGUGUUGUUGAGAAUAGCGUUGGCAAAAGACGGAAGCAGCAGAAGCCUAAGAAGAACGCUGACGAGGACGGAGACGGGAUUGGCCACGAUGUCUUUGUGGAAGAAGCCGAUGGCAAUGCUGACGACGAGACGGACAUCUCGGCUUUUGUCAAAGUAUUCUCGCGACGUGGGUUCGUCCUGCGAGAAGGCUCGGUCGACAAGAGCAACAAGAUGUUUGUUAGCAUGGUAUUUGUUAAGUCUGGCGUUCCCACAGCUGGGAAGCACAAGGGACUCAAGUGGAACGGCCAUGAAUAUCAGCGCUUACAGAACGGGAAGAUGAAGUUUGUACCUAAUCCAAACGAAGACGAAGAUAUCUCUCCUGAAGAAGAGGCAAAGGUUCUAAAGCCAUGUGUUUACAAGACGCGAUGA